Messenger RNA from Histoplasma capsulatum G186AR, 564 nucleotides. RefSeq lists its product as uncharacterized. The transcript has 3 exons. The record is from RefSeq and is a predicted model, not a curated record. The coding region runs from base 1 to 564 and encodes 187 amino acids. NCBI's taxonomy places the organism in Eukaryota, Fungi, Ascomycota, Eurotiomycetes, Onygenales, Ajellomycetaceae.
AUGGCCAAGUACAGGGGCAAGCACCAAAGAAUUGUUCUGCAGGAAAGUUGGCAAAUCGCCUCUCAGAAAUCCUCCAUGUGGGACUUCCACAAGCCAGGGUCCAGCCGCGGCCAGCGGGGGGCGAAAAACCCAGGGAGCUGGUUGGCGUCCGUUCCCCUGGACCUGGUGCGCGCCGUCGCUUUUAGAACUGCCUUCCCGGCUUCCGCGCGCGCUAGUCCCACUCUCCGAUGCUCCUCCCGUGGGAAUGGAAAAAGGGGCAAGGUUGAGAGUCCCCCAGCCCUUCGAGAAAACUUACACAACGCAUCACAAGAUGAUUUUGAUUAUUUGCUCGAUCCCCCAUCUGUAUCUCUAGUUCUGUAUCAUAUUUUCAUAUUUACCAGAGCUGUAUCUUACCUGUCGUACUGUAUGUUCGGUGUUAAUGAACUUUAUAUCAUUCUAAACUCCGUAAUCUGUUUCAUGAUCCUCUCGGAGGAUCACCAGUUUCCCAACUUGCGGCAUGACCUGUUGCAAUUAGUGUCCGUUCCUUGCGUUCAUGUUGCAGCUGCAGAAGGGAACCCUCCCUGA